UAGAACAUGUUCUCAGUGUUGUCAGUGUUCUGGACUCUCCUGCUACCCCUGCUGGUUGAAAGUUUUCCAGGUUCACAGGAGCUGUUUCCGAUAGAUUGCUCUGAUGUCUACGCUAUCGGACAAACGCUCAGCGGAGUGUACACAAUCUACCCUACUAAGGAAACACCUGUCCAGGUAUACUGUGAUAUGGGAUAUUGGGAAAGUCUAACAAAAGAUGAGAACUGGACGGUAUUUCAGAGGAGAAUGGAUGGCAGUGUAAAUUUCUACAGACCUUGGCAGCACUACAAGAAAGGCUUUGGGGACAAGGAUGGAGAAUACUGGCUGGGAUUAGAAACCAUCUACCAGCUAACCCGUAAGAGGACGUACGAGCUGAAAGUGGACCUGCAAGACUUUGAUGGAGUGUCGGUUUAUGCUCAGUAUUCUUCCUUCUCUGUCGAAUCAGAAGCCGAGGGCUACAAACUCCACGUUAGUGGCUUCAUCGAUGGAGGUGCAGGUGAUGCUAUGGCGAUCAACAAUGAACAGAAAUUCUCCACUUUUGAUAAAGACCAAGACCCACUGGCAGAGUUAAACUGUGCUAAAAAAUUUCUUGGGGCUUUUUGGUACAAUAACUGCCAUGAUACUAACCCUAAUGGGAUAUAUAUCUGGGGACGUGACGGCACUCAUUACGCCAUCGGAAAUCUAUGGCACAAAUGGAAAGGCAAUGAUUAUGGUCUCAAAUACAUUGCUAUGAAGAUUAGACCUGUGUCGGUUACACAGUGAUGAGUUUACCUUAAGGACAUCACUGUUG
Messenger RNA from Clarias gariepinus (North African catfish), 787 nucleotides. Its product is annotated as microfibril-associated glycoprotein 4-like. Gene Ontology annotation, biological process: elastic fiber assembly. Lineage: Eukaryota; Metazoa; Chordata; Actinopteri; Siluriformes; Clariidae. The transcript is spliced from 4 exons. The coding region runs from base 7 to 759 and encodes 250 amino acids. The record is from RefSeq and is a predicted model, not a curated record.